Molecule: messenger RNA, 888 nt
Organism: Hydatigera taeniaeformis
Lineage: Eukaryota; Metazoa; Platyhelminthes; Cestoda; Cyclophyllidea; Taeniidae
Source: the annotation of a GenBank genome assembly
AUGCUGCUGGACUUUCCGCGUCAGCUUUCCUCCUUACGGUCUUGGGUAUUCAUUGCGGCAAGACUAUACUCAUCUGAGGGGAAAUUGACCCGACCUACGCGGAGAAAAGGCAAAAGCCUGUCUAAGGAGCGAGGUCGUUUCCAGUCGACGCCGUCAAUCGCACCACCCACGAGUCAACUUCUUGAGGACUUUAUUGUAUCAAAAAGUCGGAGUACUAAGGAGGAGGGUGGUAGUCUCGAAGAAUUAGGUGCAACGGGACCUCCAGAGCACCAAAAAUCAUCCCAACUCACACCCUCGAGAGGCAUCCAAGUGCAGCCACCGGACAAUGAUGCCAUCAAAUUCACGCUUCCACUCCCAGCAGAACUAAAUCUGUUUGACGAGACAGCAUUAGAAGACCCAGAGUAUACAGAUCAGCCCUACAACAACGAAAUUUUCAAAGAAAUUGAAGCACUGGAAUCUUCCGCCUAUCGUGCAAAAUCGACACAUAACAAAUUUGAAGAGCUCAUCCAAUGGACCCUGGAUGGAAAACUUUGGCGAUACCCCAUUGACAAUGAGCAAGGCAAUCAUUUAAUUCUAUGGCUUUUACCUUUUUCAUUAGGUUGGGAGGAAGAGCUUACUACGCCUUUCCAUGAACACGUCUUCAUGGAUCGGCUUGCCAAAGAACAAGCCCGAUCGAAGAAACCUCCACCCCUAGAAGCCUUCAUGAAACUGGUUUGUGCCGGCCUUGGCCAAAACCCCUACAUCAGCGUCAAGGAGAAGAGAGACCACAUAGCUUGGUUCGAGAGUUACUUUUCCGACAAAAUAAAGGACAUUGAAUCUGCCGUCGAGGAAGAGAAGCGCAUCGCCCAAGCCGAAUCGAGAACACGACGAACGAAACCCGAUUCGUGA